Molecule: messenger RNA, 1840 nt
Organism: Lactuca saligna
Lineage: Eukaryota; Viridiplantae; Streptophyta; Magnoliopsida; Asterales; Asteraceae
Source: the annotation of a GenBank genome assembly
GGUUAGUAAAACCCAAAAAAAAAAAGUUUUUCAUCAAACCACGCCUCCGAUAUUAUGUUUUGGGGGUUCGGUUCCCUUCCUACUCCAUUCCACUUAUCCUUGUAGUAUCAUAAGAUUUUAAAAUAAAAGGUAAUCUUGACCACCAUAAUUUGGAUAAAGGAAAAAUCUUUUUCCUAUCAAACUACAAAAUGCCAAAUUGUCAAUACAUACGCUUGUAAAACCAAACUUCAUCAUACCAGUAGCGUCUUCAACCUUAAUACCACAAAGUCCAUCGCCAUCUCCGUCGAAUCACCACCCUUCCAUAUCAUCGCAUCCAUGGCGCCAGUUACUAGUGAACACGGCUACGAUCGUCUAUCAGAAGUGAAAAAAUUCGACGAAUCAAAAAUCGGCGUAAAGGGAUUAGUAGAUUCCGGCGUCACCACCAUCCCCAGCUUCUUCCACCAACCACCGGAGAAUCUCCCUGGUCCAAAACCUAAAAACCGACCGAAAUUAACCGUGCCUGUCAUCGACUUAUCUGCAGAAAGAUCAACCGUUGUUGAAGAAAUUCGACGAUCAGCUUCCACACUAGGGUUUUUCCAGAUCGUCAAUCAUAGCAUUCCAACAACACUAAUCGAUUCUGUUCUUAAUGGUCUGAAGAGUUUCUUUGAGCAACCGACGGAGUAUAAGAUGCAAUUCUAUCACAGAGAAGCAGGGAAAGGAGCAGCUUAUUCUACAAAUUUUGACUUGUACCAGUCAAAAGCUGCGAGCUGGAGAGACACGCUUCAGGUGAGGAUGGCGCCCGUAGAACCGGAUUGGGAUGCGGUGCCGGACAUGUGUAGGGAGGCACUGAAAGAGUGGGACAAGGCGGCGGUGGGGUUAGCAGAAGAAUUGAUGUCGAUUUUAUGCCAAGGAUUGGGAGUAAAGAGCGACAGGUUAAAGGAAUUAUCAUUUUUGGAAGCAAGGGUAAAUGCGUCCCAUUAUUAUCCCCGGUGCCCACAGCCAGAUCUCACGGUGGGGCUCACCGCCCACACCGAUCCCGGCGCACUAACCGUCCUGGUGCAGAACGAGGUCGGUGGGUUGUUGCAGGUCAAGUGUGGUGACGAUUGGGCUGACGUCGAGGCAGUUCCCGGCGCCGUUGUUAUCAACAUCGGCGAUCUGCUUCAGAUGAUGUCUAAUGAUGAAUACAAAAGCGUGGAACAUCGAGUAUUGGCAAACCCUGUUGAAGGUGCACGUGUCUCUCUUGCCGUGUUUUUCAAUCCAAGCAACCGAGAGGGCACGUAUGGGCCGUUCCCGGAGGUGAUAUCAGCCGAGAAACCGGCGGUUUACAAGGACUUUACAUAUGCAGAUUACAUCGGAAGAUUUUUCAGGAAGGAGCUUGACGGAAAGACGUUGACCAAUUUCUACAGAAUCGAUAACAAAACAGGCUGAUUUAAUAGUAAAAUAAGGAUUGUUGCAUUCGUAUAUCAUUAUUUACAUAUUGUAUACAAUAGAACAAAACACAGUGAUACAUUUAUGUAUACUUGUUGUGAUAUGAAAAAUUACUUUCAUCUUUUGAUCGAUCCAAAUCCAACUAUCUGAAUGCUUUUGGGCGUUUAUGAUCACAUUUCAAGCAUGCCGUGUUUCUCCUGAAGUUUAUGUAGUUGCAUCUGCAAAACGAAUGUGAGAACCAAAAGUUUGUUUUAAACAUGGGGGAAAUAUUUAUCAUCUUUGUUGGCAUAAAGAUCUAUGUGAUCAUUUAGGGAAGAACUCACGAGUCGCACUCCCAUUCCCCUGGAUUGAGUUGUCUCUUUGGUGGGUUUGUAUGGCAAUGCAAACAUCUUGUGUUCUUGGCAAAAUUUAGAAAUUUGCAUCUGUUUGUCGA